CAAAGGAUGAAGAGGGGGCACUGACAGGUCAUCCCAGAAACCCAACCCAUGUUGCACCAUUUUCUGGGGGACUCCCCAAUGUUUUGGGGGACACUAAGGGGAAAAAGCUCAUUGAGGAACCCUCCAUGCCAGAACCCCUUCCAGCGCCUCGCAUCACCAACAACAUCCUGGGGGAAGAGCUCACUGAGGAACCCUCUGUGACAGAACCCCUUCCAGAACCUCGCAUGACCAAUGACAUCCUGGGGGAAGUGCUCAUUGAGGAACCCUCCGUGCCAGAAUCCCUUCCAGCACCUCGCAUCACCAACAACAUCCUGGGGGAAGAGCUCACUGAGGAACCCUCCAUGCCAGAACCCCUUCCAGCAACUCACAUCACCAAUGACAUCCUGGGGGAAGAGCUCACUGAGAAACCCUCCGUGCCAGAAACUCUUCCAGCAACUCACAUCAUCAAAGACAUCCUGGGGGAAGCGCUCACUGAGGAAUCCUCCAUGCCAGAACCUCUUCCAGGAACUCACAUCACAAAUGACAUCCUGAAGGAAGAGCUCACUGAGGAACCCUACAUGCCAGAACCUCUUCCAGCAACUCACAUCACAAAUGGCAUCCUGGGGGAAGAGCUCACUGAGGAACCUUCCAUGCCAAAACCACUUCCAGCAACUCACAUCACCGAGGACAUCCUGGGGGAAGAGCUCAAUGAGGAACCCUCCAUGACAGAACCCCUUCCAGCACCACGCAUGACCAAUGACAUCCUGGGGGAAGCGCUCAUUGAGGAACCCUCCAUGCCAGAACCUCUUCCAGUACCUCACAUGACCAAUGACAUCCUGGGGGAAGCGCUCAUUGAGGGAUCCUCCAUGCCAGAACCACUUCCAGCACCUCGCAUCACCAACGACAUCCUGGGGGAAGAGCUCACUGAGGAACCCUCCAUGCCAGAACCCCCUCCAGCACCUCGCAUGACCAAUGACAUCCUGGGGGAAGAGCUCACUGAGGAACCCUCCAUGCCAGAACCCCCUCCAGCACCUUGCAUGACCAAUGACAUCCUGGGGGAAGCGCUCACUGAGGAAUCCUCCAUGCCAGAACCUCUUCCAGCACCUCGUCUCACCAACAACAUCCUGGGGGAAGAGCUCACUGAGGAACCCUUCAUGCCAGAACCACUUCCAGCACCUCGUAUCACCAACGACAUCCUUGGCGAAGAGCUCACUGAGGAACCCUCCAUGCCAGAACCCCCUCUAGCACCUCGCAUGACCAAUGACAUCCUGGGGGAAGCGCUCAUUGAGGAACGCUCCAUGCCAGAACCCCUUCCAGCACCUCGUAUCACCAAUGACAUUCUGGGGGAAGAGCUCACUGAGGAAUCCUCCAUGCCAGCACCCCGUCCAGCACCUCACAUCACCAACAUCCUGGGGGAAGCGCUCAUUGAGGAACCCUCCAUGCCAGAACCCCUUCCAGCACCUUGCAUCACCAACGACAUCCUGGGUGAAUUGCUCAUUGAGGAAACCUUGAUGCCAGGGCCCCUUCCAACACUUUGUAUCACCAAUGACCUACUGGGGAAAGUGCUUAUUGAGGAUACCUCAGUGCCAGGUCCUUCCAUCCUCACAGACACUCCAAAGGAAGCAGCUUCUGUUUCAGAGCCCUUACUAGAGCCUUCCAUUGCUGAUAAUUAUCUUCAGCAAGAAGUAGAACUCCUCAAACGGUUACAGCAUGACUAUGUCCAGCAGCAACUGAGGGUUCGCCGCAUUUCCCAACAGUUCCCUCGUUCUCUCCGGGCCAUCAACCUGCAAAUUGGACACAUGCGGACAAGGCUCAUCCGCAGUGAAGUUCGGCUGCAGCGGUGGGAAAGGGAAGAUGUUCCUGCAGGCCCUGCUGCACUUCUCCAGCCCUCUGGGUCUGAUUCAUCAUUGUCCUCUGCCUCCCUUGAGGUUGCCUCCAUCCCACCCUCCACCUCCACCUCUUCCCUCCUCCUGCAUCCCUCUCCACCACCUCCUCCUUCCCCACCUCCUCUGGAGCCGGACCUCAGCAAUGUGAAAGAAACUCUGCAGAGUUUGGUAGAGAUACAGGUCCAUCAGCUGCGUGACCGCCAAAGAGACCUCCACAGCUGCCAGGAAUGCUUACAAAGCUUCAAGGCACUGAGGGGACAAUUGAGGCAGCUAAGGAACAGACUGGCCAGGGUAGAAGCCACUAUGGGGAUCAUGGUUCCUCCAAGGGAGCUGGACGUUGCUGAGGAAGAAGGGGAAGGCAAAUUAAAAGAGACAACUGUGCUACUAUUUACAUAAGUAGCAAUAAAAUGCUGUGUAUAUAUUUUUUAAAAAUUAAAUAUUUGUUUUAAUAGGAUGUAGAGAUAGAACAGCAAUAAAACUUGCAUAUUUAUUGUUUAAAAAAAUAAAAUGUUUUAUUUUAA
Molecule: messenger RNA, 2386 nt
Organism: Hemicordylus capensis (graceful crag lizard)
Lineage: Eukaryota; Metazoa; Chordata; Lepidosauria; Squamata; Cordylidae
Exons: 6
Coding region: 126-2261 (711 amino acids)
Source: RefSeq, a predicted model, not a curated record